Messenger RNA from Morus notabilis, 1737 nucleotides. RefSeq names its product exopolyphosphatase PRUNE1. Gene Ontology annotation, cellular component: cytoplasm. Bases 1 to 1677 code for a protein of 558 amino acids. NCBI's taxonomy places the organism in Eukaryota, Viridiplantae, Streptophyta, Magnoliopsida, Rosales, Moraceae. The record is from RefSeq and is a predicted model, not a curated record. The transcript is spliced from 15 exons. Gene Ontology annotation, molecular function: exopolyphosphatase activity.
AUGGCGCAAACCGGGAUAGGGUUUCAAACUGCUCUCAGGUUAAUUAGCACAUUGAAGGCUCCCCACAACCAGCUAGUUUGUGCUUACAAAGUGGUGAUCAAAAUUCAGGAAUCAUAUGUUCGCAGACGCGAGGACCCCAUUUACAAGGAUCUCCUUAUAAAACAUGAUGAUCAUCACCAGGCCUUUACCUUUGACACAGGACAUGAAAAACAUGUUUCAUAUACAUCUGAGAAUGAGUUGAUGGAGGAGUCACAAUCGGAAUUAGAUUCGGAGACAGAUUUCGUUUUUGACCCUUUUAAGGAGAGUUCUUCUGAGAGGUCACUAAAAGUUGAUAAAACGGCUUCAUUUGAUUCCACAAAUGAAUUAGGUUACAAAACUUUGCUUGACGAUUGGUCAACAUCAACAAUUGACAAAACAUAUGUAGUGAAUAAAAGGAAAGUAGACCUAGCAAGUAUUCCACUUCCUCAAUCUGCAGCCUCAUUUUACAGCGGAAUCUCACCGCAAAUGGAGGUUGUUGAAUUGUGUGAAAGCACUAAGAGACUUAAUCUGUAUUUGAAAGCAAGAAGGGAUGAAGUCAAUGCUGGUGGCCCUGGAAGAUUUUUGCAUGCUGUGAUUGGACAAGAUGUAUCUGAUGUUGGUUCCAUUGCGUCAACCAUCAUGUACGCGUUCUACCUGAAUGAAACACAGAAAACAGACCAAUUCUGCACUGUGCCUGUCAUCAACAUGAAAAGGGCAGACCUAAACGCCCAUGCUGAACUUCAAUGGUUGCUUGAUUCAUGCCAAAUUGAUCAGUCCUCCUUGAUUUUUGUAGAUGAGGUUGACCUUUCCUAUUAUGAUCUAUUUGGGAGUCUUAAGCUAGUUCUGUUGAAUGGCCACAAGCUGCCUGCUAAACAGGAGGCAUUAAAGGACGCAGUAGUCGAAAUUUUGACUUGCAGAAAGGGUGAAUCUGAGUAUCCUUGGGUCGAAAUUUUUACUGAAACUGAAGACUGCUCAUGCUGCACAUUUGUUGCUGAGAAGUUUGCACUGACUUCACCUGAAAUUUUGGUUGGGAAAGGAUUCAGUAGGCUCUUGUUGGCUGGAAUCCUCUUAGAUUCUGGAAACCUAACAAAUGCUCAUUGUUCCUCCAAAGACAAGUACAUGGCUACCCUUUUAAUCCAUGGUGCAGGUCGUCUUGGAUGCACUGGUCUUUAUCAGAUAUUGAGAUACAAAAAGCAUGAUAUAUCAGACCUCAAAGUGAUUGACAUCUUGCGCAAAGAUUUCAAAAGAUGGACAAGAGUAGGUAAGCCAGACGGCGCUGGUUCAAGAUUGACGGUAUCACACAUUGGGAUGAGUUCUAUCGGAAUUUCUGUUUCACAACUUCUUAGUCGCGUGGACACCGCAACUCAAGAAAUUACGUAUUUUCAGCAGUUGGAGAAACUGCGGCUACUCAUGGUUGUUUCUGGGUAUUACGAUUCGAAAAACAACUUCAAGAGAGAAAUCCUAGUCUCUGCCGAGUCUGCGGAACUCAUGAAGAAUCUGCUCUCUUUCUUUAAUUCAAAUGCAACUCAUCUUACUCUCAAAGUUCUCCAUCGGCCAGGCCUUAGAGAGGAGAUGAGAGCAUUUGAAAUCGACAAGGUUAUAUCGAGAAAGACUAUCGAACGCCUUUUGGAACAAUUUGGUGGGACUUCGAAAGGGUAGUCAGGGUUGUGUCUCAAGUGUAUUGAGCAUGGAGACAAAGAUAUAUUAGUGGAUGCUGAA